GACUUGUGAGUUUCUAGAUGUAUAUGCGGCUGAGUGGUAGUUGUUUGUAAUUGUAAUAACUUAUUUCAAUUUAAAAUGGAAGCCUCUUAAUGUUUGUUUUAAGUGUCUGCAUUACCUAACCUUAACUGUUCAGAAACACCGAAACACCCAGUGUCAGAGACUAAUUUCGGACUUAGUAACUUACCUAUUAAGUUAUUUUAUUUGUAGCUAGCCUACACUCUUUACAAAUAACCCAACUAGACAGCUUAAAAAUAAACAGUAGGCCUACAUUUUUCAGAAUGACGAGUAAUAGGCCUAGUCCUAAGGGCGAAAUUGUCCAUGACUCCUUAGAAGUUGCAUUAAGAAUUGAAAGUUUGUAUCAUGAUUCAAUAUUAAGUUUACUGACAGCAAAGCCUAAAGAGUCGAUCAACAAUAGUAAACUUAAAGAGUUACAAAACACGAGGAAAAAGCUAAAACAAGAGUUGAAUGAAGUUAAAGUUGCACUCUCUGGUCACUGUGAAAAUAUUGACACACUAAGGGAAGAACAUGAAAGACUCAGAAAAAAAGUGGAGAACUUCAACCAUCACAAAGAGGUUGUUUUUAGAAAGAAAUCUGACUUAAAAAAUCAGCUGACUUUGCUUGCAAAAGCUAAACUCAAUUCUCAUGAUGAGGAAAUGGUAGAAAGAACAAAGCUUCAGUACAAAUGUCUGCGCAACAUAAUUCAGGUGCGGUUUUCAUAUGAGAAAUCAGAUGAUGUGAUUCUUGCGGGUCAUGUUUUCAACACGAUCACUAAAAAGAUCUGCAAUUUUUCUCUCAACCUUUCCCAGUUGGACAGCCACCAAGUAGAAGAACGACUCAUGAAAAUGAUGAAAGAUAUGUCUCAUCCUGACUACGGAAAAGUUUCUUGUAAAUAGUUAUCCCAGCUUUAUUCGUUGUUAAUGCGCAAAAUUCAUUUUGUAGUUUGAGAAUGUAAUAUAUUUACUCUACACAAAUAUUUAAUAUUUUAGCUUCUAAUUGAUAUUUUAUAAAUAUAUUUUGU
This is a messenger RNA of Macrosteles quadrilineatus (aster leafhopper), 1018 nucleotides long. RefSeq lists its product as uncharacterized. The coding region runs from base 279 to 893 and encodes 204 amino acids. The record is from RefSeq and is a predicted model, not a curated record. Lineage: Eukaryota; Metazoa; Arthropoda; Insecta; Hemiptera; Cicadellidae. The transcript is spliced from 5 exons.